CAUGGAAGUCUCAAAGAUGUUGCUAUCAAAUUCAUCUCCACCGUCCGCCUCAUUGUCAUCACCACUACACAAGCGAAAAUCAAGGUCGCACGCCCCACUCAAGGUACUAAGCAUGGUAAAGGAGACCAGUGAAAGCGGCAACGCAGUUCUAGAAAAAGCAGCAAUCGGCGCUGGAUUAAUCUCAACCCCAGUGAUCGGCUGGUCUCUUUACACUCUCAAGACCACCGGCUGCGGCCUGCCCCCCGGACCAGGCGGCUCAAUUGGCGCUCUGGAGGGAGUCAGCUACCUGGUGGUUGUGGGAAUUGUGGGUUGGUCCUUGUACACCAAAGCCAAAACUGGCUCUGGUCUCCCCAAUGGCCCUUUCGGCUUGCUGGGAGCCGUCGAGGGUUUGUCGUACUUAGCGUUGCUUGCCAUUCUGGUUGUGUUUGGUUUACAAUUUCUCGAGCAGGGCUCCAUCCCUGGACCUCUCCCAACUGACCGGUGCUUUGGUUGAGAUUCUGUAAUAUCAGCCAUUGCAAUUCUAUCUUCUGUAAUAAAGCUUUAGUUGAUUCAUUGAAUGUGAUAAAUUUUUAUAUUUUUACCGUA
Messenger RNA from Mangifera indica (mango), 585 nucleotides. RefSeq lists its product as uncharacterized. Lineage: Eukaryota; Viridiplantae; Streptophyta; Magnoliopsida; Sapindales; Anacardiaceae. The coding region runs from base 2 to 493 and encodes 163 amino acids. The record is from RefSeq and is a predicted model, not a curated record. The transcript has a single exon.